This is a messenger RNA of Vitis riparia (riverbank grape), 3145 nucleotides long. RefSeq names its product activator of 90 kDa heat shock protein ATPase homolog. Gene Ontology annotation, biological process: positive regulation of ATP-dependent activity; protein folding. The transcript has 3 exons. Gene Ontology annotation, molecular function: ATPase activator activity; protein-folding chaperone binding. Lineage: Eukaryota; Viridiplantae; Streptophyta; Magnoliopsida; Vitales; Vitaceae. The record is from RefSeq and is a predicted model, not a curated record. Gene Ontology annotation, cellular component: cytosol. The coding region runs from base 138 to 1193 and encodes 351 amino acids.
ACCCUCGAGAGCAGCCUCCACCCACCUUCUCUAUUUUUUUCUCCCUCUCUCUCUCUCUCUCUCUCUAAUCUUCCGAUACUUUCUCUCGCUAAAGCUCUCCAGAAUUUUCCCUCUCAAGCCUAGGCCUCAGCUCGUCAAUGGCGAAGUACGGAGAAGGCGACAAGCGGUGGAUCGUUGAAGACAGACCCGACGGCGCCAACGUCCAUAACUGGCACUGGGCGGAGAAAAACUGUCUCGAAUGGUCUCGAACUCUCCUCUCGAAGCUCCUCUCCGAGCUGACCAUUCUCGACGGAGAAGGCAAUCUGUACAUCAAGACCAAGACCCUUGAAAAGCUUGAAGGGGAAGCCUACGUCAAUGUCAGGAAAGGGAAGAUCAUACCUGGAUACGAAAUCGCAUUGACGCUUUCUUGGGAGGGUGAGGCCAAGGACCCAGAUGGCAAAUCUGUGAUUAAAUGCGAUGGGACUGUGGAGAUUCCCUAUAUAGCUGAUGAGAAUGCGGAUGAGGACCCAGAGGUGAAGAUUUUGGUGAAGGACGAGGGACCGUUGGGGAAGAGGUUGAAAGAGGCUAUGGUGGCAAAGGGGAAGCCCAUGAUUUUGGAAAAGGUUAGGGUUUAUGUGCAGAGCAUGGCGAAGGGAGGUCCGGCGAAGGAUGAAUUGGAGGUGAAGAAGGCACCUGGGAGCGCUGCUAAAUCGUCGGUGUCGUCUGCGGCGGCUGCGUCAAAUAUUGGGGCGCAGAAAGAGGUGAAGAAGGCGGUGAAGAAGGAGGAGAAGAAGGGGUUCAAGACAAUAACGUUGACGGAGAAGUUCAGUUGUAGGGCGAAAGAUAUGUUUGAGAUAAUGAUGGAUGAGAAUAGGUGGAAAGGGUUUACGCAGAGUAAUGCGAAGAUAAGCAAAGAGGUCGGUGGGGAGAUUAGCAUUUUUGAUGGAUCGGUCACAGGGGUGAACAUGGAGUUGGUUGAAGGGAAGUUGAUUGUUCAGAAAUGGAGGUUUGGGAGCUGGCCUGAUGGUGUUAAUUCUACGGUGCGAAUUGCUUUUGAUGAGCCUGAACCGGGGUUGACUGUUAUUAAACUGACGCAGACUGGUAUUCCUGAGGAAGAUAGAUAUGGGAAUGCAACAGUGGUAGAGAACACUGAAAGAGGGUGGAGGGAUCUCAUUUUCCACAAGAUAAGAGCAGUGUUUGGUUUUGGAAUAUGAAUUUUUUUUAUGGAAAAGACUAAGUGUAGAAUCCUAAUCAAUUUCAUGUUUUGGAUCUGGAAAUUGCUUUUCAACUGGGAAAAUUGUGGAUGCUAGUUUUCUGUUGCUCCAUGUUGUUAAAAGUCUUCCCUAGACUGAUUGUCAUGCUUCUGAUGUUAUGAAAUAACUAAAAUCACUGUUGGAACCGAUAAGGUUUGAUACGAGUGAGAUAGUGUGUGGCUUGUUGAGUUCAUGUUACUAUCUAUUUUUUAUCCUACUGCAUGUUAUUACAUGUCAGUAUUGUCUCUAUAUUUGUCUUGGAGACACUUUUAUUUCUGAAAUUAAUAUUCUCAUGAUCUUUAUCUCAUUAUAGUAGUUACACAUGAUCAUCAUGGUCUUGCUACUUCUUGUUGUUGUCAAUUCCACAGAAAACGACCUAUGCCAUCUAAGAGCUUGUGCUUAUAUUGGGUCAUGAUGGAAAUUCCUAUUAGGUUUAUGUUUUUUCAUUCGGUGGUAACAUCUCUAAAUUAUAAUGGAUUAGGUCCCUUGUUUGGUACCAGGGUUUUUUGGCCAAAUAAUGUGGUCAAUUUUCUUUGUGUUCAACUUGCUACUUGACUCAAUAAUGCUGGCUCGGAAACACCAUCACCAUGGUUUAUCAUAUAAAAGAAUUAAUGACCCUAUAGCUAUAGUGCUGAAACUUUGGUUCAGGAGAGUUGUCAUGGUAAAUCUUUCGGGAUCGGGAACCCUUUUGUGGGAUUUACUCGUAUGUUAUGGUGUAACAUGGAUGGUGACAGUUGAAAGGGCUUUAGUUGUAGUUGCAGUUCAUUGAAGGUGAAAUUUUUUCCAAUACCAAAUUUUCAUGGUGAGAAUAUGACUUUUCAGAUAUUGUUUGACAUCUCUUGUCAGUGAUCAAUGACAUGCUAGAAAUUUAGUGGAACUUAAAGAAAAAUGUUUGCUUCUGAGUAAUUGGAUGAUCUUACAGGAUACAUUUAGGCUUUGUUAAUUUGCAUUUUGUUUAUAAGUUAGUGCUUUUGUAAUCUCCAUGAAGCCUUUUUGUUACUCUCACUGCUGGAGGUAGUCCUAGUCUCCUAGGUGGCUGUCAAGCGGUUACUGAGGGGACUUCCUCACGGUCAUAUGAGAGGGUGUGAAGAUGGGUGAAAAAGGUAAAGCUGAGUGUCAAAUUAUCGAAGUUGUGUGAUGAUUAUAAUGGCACAGUCAAUACAAGUGCCAAAUAAAAUGGAGUGUUAAAAAUUACAAGCAUCUUUUGGGGGGUGCAGAGUAUUUGUAAUUGGUGAUCCAUUUGAGAAAAGAAAAAGGAAAAAACGAGACCAUAAUGACCAUGUGUAGAUUAAGAAAAUAAAUAAAAACUUAAUAGUAACUAAACAUGAGCGAACUGAGGCGUUUUCAUGAUAUGGAUUUAACAUUCAUUUGUAGUUUCAAACAUUUGGGAAAGGGUGAUUAAGGAAAGACUAGAGACUCAUUUAUGGAAAUCAGUUUAGUUGAAGUGUGCAUACUGCAAUAACCAAAAAUAACAGUGUGCCUGUAGUGCAUCUGGAGCAUCAAGCAUGUAAUCAUGUAUCCCGGCAUGUAAAUUAUUUGCUACAUGUAAAAUACACCAUUGUUUUAUGUCCACACACUCGUAAGUGUUAAGUGCUAAUGAGUCAUCCCUUGCUUGACCUAAAAGCUCGUGCUCCAAUUACUUGCAUCUGCAUUUUUGGAAUUUUUGUGUUGUUUGUUUUUAACCACAGGAACUGUAUACAAGCAAUAACUCUGUUGGGAGUGUGGAUAGGUUGAAAUUCUUCCAAGAAAGCAAAGUGGGGGUGCUUGCUUGGUUCUUUGUGAGGGGAAAAGUUGAUUAACUGGUUCAAACAGAAUGAUGGAGGAGGCUGUUUAGAUUAAUGAGUAUGUAUGUGAUCUUUGAUACUUUUGUAUUUCAUUUUAUGUUCUUUUAUCUACUGUUUACUUACAGCGAA